Messenger RNA from Ramularia collo-cygni, 1524 nucleotides. RefSeq lists its product as uncharacterized. The coding region runs from base 1 to 1524 and encodes 507 amino acids. The transcript is spliced from 7 exons. NCBI's taxonomy places the organism in Eukaryota, Fungi, Ascomycota, Dothideomycetes, Mycosphaerellales, Mycosphaerellaceae. The record is from RefSeq and is a predicted model, not a curated record.
AUGCGACUGCGUCUUCAUGACAUCUUGACCUGGGGUCAGCUGCUUCUCGCAUUGGUUGCAGCGCAGAAGAAUGUUAUCAACGAGACUGCCCUGGCGGAGCUCUCGCCUUGCGUUGUCCAAUGCGCCGCAGAAGUCAUCUCCAAGUACUCUUGCUUUCCCACAGACCCCUGCUUCUGCGAGGAUGAACAUCUCAACAAAGACAUUGUCCGCUGUGUCCUUGCGUGUCCCUUUGAAGAUCAACUUGCGGCCAGUCAUUUCCAAGGAUCGACCUGCCAGAGACCGGUUCGAAGUAUACAGCGACUGGCUCCCAUGUUCUACGUCCUCUACGGCACGGCGACGAUAUUCACAUUGGCACGGAUCAUCUCCCGCCUGCGUACGUUUGGCGGCGCAGGUCUCGGCUGGGACGACUUCACCGCCGUGCUCUCCUUCAUCCCCUUGACCGGUCUGACCAUCUGCGACUGGUAUACCAUCCACUAUGGAGGAGGAACAGACAUCUGGGGUUUGACCAUGCCGAAUGUCUACCGCUUCGUGUUUUGGUUCUACCUGGACCUCGUGUUUUACGUCCCCGUUCCAUUCCUCACCAAGAUCUCCCUGGUGUGCCUCUAUCUCCGAAUCUGGGAUUUCGAAUCCUCCUUCCGAGUGGCUUGUCGGAUCACGCUAGCUGUUCUCGUGGUUGCAUUCGUCGCCUUUCAAGUUGUUGUUAUUCWGCAAUGCACGCCCAUAGACUUUCAAUGGGCUCGCUUGAUUGAUGCCGAGAGAGUUGGAACCUGCAUCAAUCGAGAGGCAUGGGGCUGGAGCAUUGGAUUUGUCGUCAUCGCUCUCGACUUGUUGGUCCUAUUGCUGCCAUGUCCCAUUCUGCUGAGGCUGGAAGUUCCAACUACCAGGAAAAUCGGACUGUGUGCGGUAUUCCUCGUCGGUCUUGUUGUGACGACAUUCUCGUGUGUGCGUCUGGAUUUUGUCCGCGGCAUCGAAACAACUCCUAAUCCCACCAUGUUUUUGGGGUAUCUUGGAAUUUACAGCAAUGUCGAGGCACAUCUCAGUCAAAUCUGUUGUUGCAUGCCGACAAUACCGGGUAUCGUUCGACGCUCCUAUCGCUACGUGAGAGGCAGAACUGUGACUGAAAGCACUUCCUCGAUGCCUUUGCGAAAUUACCGGGAGACAACACCCAACCCAAAGCCUCUGCUACACCGUGACGACAGCCACGGCUCCGACAGAACCCGCACUGGUUCGAGAUUCUCCACCUUCUCCGAAAAGGAUACCUCACUUGCAUCUGCUCCUGCUCCAGUGAUACAUCGGUACUCAAGUCCAUUGCCGCGAGGUAAAGGUCCACCUGCAUUUGCAGUAAAUCGCACAAGUGCGUUUCCUCGUUACAUGAACCGUUUCUCCGAAACACAGGCGGUCUUCAGCAAGGAUUACAGAAACAAGGAACUACCCCAGCCAGGUCAUGAUCGAGAGGAGGAUGAGGAUGAUCUCAUCUUGAAUGAUGUUGAUCUGGCACUACCACCACCCGUACCGAGGAAGUGA